AUGAGUAAUGUGAUGGUGAAGCGCCGAUCGCCAGGUGAAUUGCUCGUUGGCUUCAUCAUGAGCAGUCACCAGCAGAAGGGUCGCGGCCAGGAGCAGGAUAGCUCCGAGAAUGUCAACUCUGGGAUAGUCAUCCCGGCGCGUCUCAGUCUUCAGGAUGCGGCCACGCUGGGUGUCGUCGUAAUCACCAUCGGGCAAUCGCUUUAUCAGAGCCUACGGCUGGCUCUUCCUCCAUCCUCUCCUCCAUCUUCUCCCCCAUACCAACCUCUCCACCACAACACAUCCUCAUAUAUGGGGUUCGACCGCGGUCGGCAUCGUGGCGAUCCAAUUCGCCAAGCUCUCCGACUACACGGUGGUCACGACCUGCUAACUGCCCCAGCAUGA
This is a messenger RNA of Aspergillus fijiensis CBS 313.89, 381 nucleotides long. RefSeq lists its product as uncharacterized. Bases 1 to 381 code for a protein of 126 amino acids. The record is from RefSeq and is a predicted model, not a curated record. NCBI's taxonomy places the organism in Eukaryota, Fungi, Ascomycota, Eurotiomycetes, Eurotiales, Aspergillaceae. The transcript has 2 exons.